AUGUCAUUCGGUUGGAGCGCCGGUGAUGUGUUCGCCGCAGCACAGCUCCUCUGGGGCUUGUACAAGGCUUUGGACGAAAAAGAAGGCGCCCCCGAACACCAUCAAAGAUCUGCAUCAACUCUAAGGACUGUCCAGUUUCGGCUACGUCUCAAACUUUCAAUCAGAAGGCUCGAAGCCUUAGUAGAGAAGGGCUGUGGCUUGAAGCUAGAUCCGACCAAGAAGAAACGACGUCGAGACUGGCCCAUGGAUCAGAUCAACAAAAUACGUUGGUACACGUUGAACCAGGACGAGGUGGAUGGCCUGAUUCAGCAUAUGCUGGAACUCACUGCUCCCCUGUCGGAUCUGCACCAGAAAAUCAACAAUGCCGUUGUCAAAGAACUAGCAGCCAACCAAGGGGUAUACCACGAAACUCAAUUGAAAUAUCUCAAGGCAAUUUUGGAACAGGUUAUAGUGAUGGCAAGGGGACCUACCCAGAAUCAACUACUAGGUUUGAACCAGGACGAAGAGGAGAAGGGGCAGGUGCCCUUGCUCCACACUGGUCCCGAGCUCGGCAUCUCUUCGCCAGCUGAGCAUGCACCAACGGUCGGGUCAGCUCUAUCUCAUCUCACGAGCAUUGCUCAUGAGAUUAUGAAUCCGGGCCUACGAGCGAGGGCGUUGAACUUGAGGGCUGAUCACCAUGUCAAGAAUGUCUUCACCAGUUGGUACAAAGGCACGAUCCCAGCACGGCUGUGGCUGCAUGGCGAUCAGGCCGGCACCGUGAGCGCGAUAGCCUACAUGGCCGCUCGAGAUCAAAGACGGCCCACCAUUGCCUUCUCUGGACGCCACGCUGCUGGUGGCCGACUACUCACGGACAAGGAGAAGCUCUACCGGAUGGUGUACUCGCUCCUCUUUCAAUUGUUGCAGCAAUUGGAAGAUAUCCCCACCUUAGCCGUCACCGGCGUGGACCGGCCAUUUACCGAUCUUCAACUGUCCAUGGAGAGCAUGCCGCUGGCGCUGCAGUACAUGGGAUACUUUCUAAGUCUACUUCCAGAGUGCAUCGUUGUUGUGGACGGGUGGCAAUUUAUCAGCCAGGAUGCCGGAGAGCAGGUAAAGCAGACUCUCAAGAAUUUCUUGGAUCUGUUUGAAAACCCACCGGAGAAUUCAGGGGAUGGUGAUUGGUGCAUCAGACUACUGCUCACGUCACCCGGGGACUCGUCAAUGCUACGGGAGCUUGGGCAGGCAUUUGUGCACGGUUUUAAUCUCAGGGGUCGACUUAACACUGGGGCAAAACUAUACAUAAUCCUGCUCGGCAUGGACUGGUAA
Molecule: messenger RNA, 1302 nt
Organism: Fusarium vanettenii 77-13-4
Lineage: Eukaryota; Fungi; Ascomycota; Sordariomycetes; Hypocreales; Nectriaceae
Exons: 3
Coding region: 1-1302 (433 amino acids)
Source: RefSeq, a predicted model, not a curated record